This is a messenger RNA of Cimex lectularius (bed bug), 1039 nucleotides long. RefSeq names its product aminoacyl tRNA synthase complex-interacting multifunctional protein 1 (gene AIMP1). The transcript has 4 exons. Bases 44 to 1021 code for a protein of 325 amino acids. Lineage: Eukaryota; Metazoa; Arthropoda; Insecta; Hemiptera; Cimicidae. Gene Ontology annotation, molecular function: tRNA binding. The record is from RefSeq and is a predicted model, not a curated record.
UUUCCACGUUGUUUCAGAGGUUCCAGUCUGGUUUCAGUUUUGAAUGAUUUCUAGACUUAUUUAUAAAUAUUGUUUAGCUUUUAAAGUAUUUAAAGUUCACGGCUGUGCGAUUACAUUUCAAAGCCCGGUUUUGAAAAAAAAGAUGAACGAAUUUUCUGCGAUUGAAAAACUUAAUGCCGUCAACAAAGACAUCAAGUCUUCCUUAAAAACCUUGGAGCAAGAAUUGUUCCAAGUUGAAAGGGCGGCUUAUGAGAAACCAAUAUUAGAGAAAGUCUUAAAAGAAAAUGAAGAAUUAGAACGUAUUAUUGAAGAGAAAGUCCGAUACCUUACUGAACUUGAACAGCGGUACAAGCAGGCUAAUCCUGAAUCAGAAUCUAAUGAUUAUGAAGCUAAACAAUUACCAGUCACUUGUCCAGAGGUGGCCAAUAAAACAGAAAAUGUUGAAAAUAAAAAUAAAAAAGUGAAAAAAGAGGGAAAAACUAAAGUGCAACAAGCACCAAAAAAAGAAACUAAUGAAGUUGAUGCUCCAGUUGAUGUUGGAAGAUUGGAUCUUAAAGUGGGUCAGAUAGUCGAAAUCAAAAAACACCCAGAUGCGGAUAGUUUAUACGUCGAACAGAUUAACAUAGGAAAACCGGCGGCUAUAACCGUUGUGAGCGGUCUCGUCAAGCACGUGCCGAUUGAAGAAAUGGAAAACAGGAUGGUCGUAAUCCUCGGCAAUUUGAAACCGGUCAAAAUGCGGGGUGUGACAUCAGAAGCCAUGGUCAUGUGUGCGAGCACGCCGGACAAAGUCGAAGUCCUGAGCCCACCUAUCGGUUCUUCACCGGGCGAUGUCAUCACCGUCUCUGGCUACAAGCACAACCCCGAUCCAGUGCUUAACCCCAAGAAGAAGAUAUUUGAAACUGUCGCACCUGAUCUUAAAACAGACUCAGACUGUAUCGCUACCUAUAAAGGUGCCAGGUGGUCUGUCGAAGGAAAGGGUUAUGUUAGUGCUAAUACUUUAAUUGGCGCUCCUAUAAAAUAAAGUUAAAUUAUAAAUGUG